Molecule: messenger RNA, 4736 nt
Organism: Phaeodactylum tricornutum CCAP 1055/1
Lineage: Eukaryota; Bacillariophyta; Bacillariophyceae; Surirellales; Neidiaceae
Exons: 5
Coding region: 192-4736 (1514 amino acids)
Source: RefSeq, a predicted model, not a curated record
GGCGAGUCGGAGAAUGGGAUUAUACCAGUCUUGCACCGUUUGAAAGCCAGGUGGAUCUGUUUUAGACUAGUGGGUCAAGCUCUUUUUACUCGGAGGUCAGCCGAGUCUUUCACAAAAGAUAUAAAGUUUCGACUUACUGUAUACGCGUGCGGUUGUACGGAGACAGCAGGCACAAUCGGAUAUUUUAGAGGAUGACAUCUGAUAUCAUUGAAGGUCUGCGUGUCAAGGAAACAUGUAGGUGUGUAGACAAUGGUGAUUUCACGGACCAAGAAGAUGUGCUCACAGAUGCGACAAAAAGAAUGAGUCGCCAUCGUAACGAAAUAUGGAGAACCAAACGCUUGAGAAGGAGGCAGUCUCCACUCUUAUCACCAAGUGCGCUACUGGGACUCAGUUUGCUGCUAACUCCAUCCGUUGCCGAAGGAUGGAAACACGCGCUCUUGUCUCCGGAGGCGAAGUCAAGUGUUUCCGCUGAGCCGUGGAACGUUUGGCGAGGAGGUUCUUUGGAGAGCGAAGGCAAUGGGAGCGACGAGAAUAGUGAGCCGGCUACAAGUGGUAUGAAAAUGGAGGCGAGCUGUGAACCACCUGGACCGUUGGCUCCGUCGCCUCCAUUGGCCGCUUUGGGAACAAAGAGUUGUGCUACAACCAAAGCAUCCAGGCAAACGUCAGAAUUUUUAGAAGAUCUCAUACGCCGAUCAGGCGUAGACGAAAGGACCGAAUCUUGCAAUCUACGACAUUUGAUCUCGAAUCGAAAAAUGACUUACCUGGAAAAACUUUACGCGGAAGAUUCCGACAGCACCCAAACCCCCCACACGCCCAAUAGAGCCAUACUGCAGUAUCUGGCACCCAAAAUUCCAGCCAUCAAGCAUUCACCCGAAAUUUCCUUACGGAUUCAGUCGGCUCGAUCGGACGUGGAUGCUGGAGUCGCGGCGGCUUUGAUCGGAACAUUGGCGCAUGCACAGGAAUUGUACGAACGCCACCUUGGCAGUCGCCGAGUCGCCAGCGAGAAAGAGGAGCCAUACGGACCUGCUGGGAGAAGUCCGAAGCGAGUAGAUACGUUUCAUGGCGAAAAAUUAGAGCUAAUCAAAGAUCGUCGUUUCGAACAGCUCGUCGAAUGCAUUCUCUGUGGAGUCGACGUCAAGAUGCGAAUGGCAGAACACGCAAGAUUGAACAAUGAUCGCAAAACUGGAAUUCACGAUAUUGAAGAAGUUCUCGAUCGCGCCGACUCGACUCCAGCCUACACAGAAGGACUAACAAUUCGAGAUUCAUGUCGAGCGGCAUGGGGACUUGCCGUUCUCGGAGUGCAUUGUCUGGGUACUAUUGGGGGCGAAAGGGUGUUGCACAUUUUGACAGCGCUGUCCUUGCGGAUACGAGAACUGCUACUGGCACGGCUACAACUUUUGCGACAAGAUGACUUGUACUCGGAUUUUGGACGCGAAAUGUCGAAUCUGUCGCUGAAAGAGCGGCUAAUGCAACGAUCAGAGGAGAUCGCUGAGGAUGCCGCUACUGUAAUGUGGACGUUUGCCUGUGUCCGAGUUUGUACGGGACUACGAACCGUUCCACUGUUCGAAGCAUGCUGCUUAGUUCUAUGUCAAGACCCUUUUGCCUUGCGGCGGCGUGCACAAGACGUAGAACUGAUGUCGGAAAAGAGCAACGUAGGAAUUAACGAUGUCGUGGAACUCUUGGAGAAGUCGGAGACGCAUGGUACAGAGGACGAAUCGGAAUCAGAGUCUUCUCAAAGCGAGGCAAGGGGCACUCUAGUAAACUGGUUGUCUCCGAAAGAAGUCAUUGACAUUCUUUGGGCCCUGGCGCUGCAUGAUAGCAAAGAAAAGGAUGAGGCUGCACUUUCGGUAACAGCUGCAGGCCUAUGUGAAAUUGCCUUCGACAAAAUGGUACAGCUUCUCGAAUCGGAGCUGCUUUCAUUGCGAGUCUGCAGCUACGAGAAGCUUACGGUUGAAGUCGCGGACGCCUCCAGCAUUCUUGCAUCGGAAUCUUCUGCCAGUUCGUUAGAGAGUAUAACAAUUACGAGCCCAGAGAAAACAGAAUCUAUCCGAGACGUCGAUGUUAUGGACGCUACCGCAAUUCUCAGCUCUGUCGAACACCAUGACGAAGAGGUCGCGAGAGGACUUUUAACCACAAUAGAGACAGAGACUAUGGCUGUCGAGUCACUGAAUGGGCAUGGUGGUACGGAAGAACUUCACGUCGUAAAUGCGGCUACUCUUCUGGCAACGUCGCCUCGGUCGGAAAGAGAAGGCCUGGAAAACGCGUCCUCGGAUGAGAGUCUACCACUACGGGCCUCAUCACAAUCGGACAUACCAUUCGAUCAGGAGGAAAACCCUCAAAAGCCGAAUGUGGGUUUACCCGAUUUUGGAGACAGGGACACAUCGUCGACUGACAUCCUGCUAGCAUCACACGAACAUCCAAGCAGGCUCGCUAGACUCCAGACAUUCACGCCUCACGACUUGUGCUCUUUAGCAUGGGCGGCAACGGAGCUCCGCGAUUCUUUGAGGCCCUACGUGACAAAGAUGGUAAUGGAAAUCUUCAUGAGUCUCGGAUCCAAUUCCGUGAUGCAGUUGGAUGGAAGCGACCUGACAAAUUUGGUGUGGGCAGUAGCAAAAGGACACGUCUCAGAUGAAGACGAGACUGUUCUGAUAGAGUUUGCUGACCAAGUUGCGCAGCGAUCCCUCAAGCUUAUCCAUGAAAGCGAGACUCAGACCGAAAACUGGGGUCACUAUGGAGCUUCCGCUUUGAUUCACUUCCAUCCUCCAGAACUUAGUCGUUUGCUAUGGUCUAUAACGUCCAUUUAUGCAUCCUCCCGUCAUUGCGGAGAUCGAUUGGAAAGCUUCGAACGACUCGCCACCAUCUCCCUCGUAGUAGCCAGUUCGCAGAUUGAAGCAUUCGGAACUGAGGACUUGGCUAGGAUUGCUUGGUCAUUUCUAGAGUUGAGCGAUGUAAAGGUAUCACUUGGCUGUCCUCGGAUUGCUCAUGCUCUCGGACUAAUCUUGUCCACCGUUGAGGCAUCACUCAUUUUCUGGGAAAGCGGAACGACGACUUCACUUCGAAACCCUGAGUCUGAGAACGCAACCGUGAAGGAGUCUAUUCGCUUCGCUUCUGUCUUUGGAAGAACGCGCUUUCAUUUCCCGUUACUUGAUCACAAAAUGGACGAGGGCUUGGAAAAUCAUGUAGAUUCAGCAACACAUACACUUUCUGAAAAGUCUAAAUUACCUCUUCUUCGUGAAAUACCCACGGACCCUUCUACUUUGACGAAGCUCGCCUGUAGCUUCACCAAACUGUCGGUGGAACGACCAAGCGUCGAUGCAAUGGUGACAUUGAAUAGAGUUGCGCUACGACUCCUCUCAUCAAGAGGAGGCAGGUUAAUCAGAGAUUGUCCGAGCGAGGAUAUUAUUCGGUUAUGCGAGGCAAUUGCGAUUUCCAAGGACUCCGCUAGCAAUAGAGAAGUUGUGAGCUCAUUUGUAAGGCGUCUGCUAAAGUUACUGAACGACGAAGGAUUUGAUGGCAAGAGCAGUUUGUUUUCGGAUGGAAGACCUAGAGACGUUGCAAGACUAGUUUGGUCAUUAGGUGAGCUUGGAGUCAAGCAUGCACCCAAUGCGGACGACCCUUCGACAGCUUACAGACGGCUACAGCUCACUGCAGACAGACCAUUUGUCCUGGGCGAUCGAGUACAGGAGCUUUUCAAUUCCGAUUUAGUGAAACUCAUCAACGGCCUAUCGCUUCUAAACGUUGCUUCAACGAACACCGAAUACUUCACUCGAGUUCUUUAUCAGAUGAGGGAAAGAAUAUCUUCCAUUGACGACGUAGAAGAUAUCUGUAUGCUCGCCGAAUCCAUUGGCUCGAUUGAAUCCUAUCUACACACAAUCCACGUCAGGGACGACGAUGAUAGUCCUUCCAAAAUGACGCCGACAGGCUCUGAUUACAAAAGGAUCGAUGGCUGCAACGACAUGGUCAAGAACAAUGCGGAAAGCGAAGAUAUUGUCGAGAAGGAGACCGCCAAAGAUGUGACGUCCGCUGCAGCCCAAAACAAGGCUGUCGACGCAUCAGGUGUGUCAGGUUUGCUCGAGGCAUGCGACGACCUCUUCACUGCACUGGCAAACAAGUGCUCAUUGCUUGCGGGUAUCAUGAAACCGAAAGAAGUUCGUAGGAUAUUAGUAGUAUGCAGUAUGACCCCGAUACGCGCUGAUGGCCUAAUCGAUAUAAUUGCUUCUGAAAUUCAAAAUCGAAAAGAAAAGCUACAAUGUGCGCAGGAAAUCCAGAACGGAAAAAAUCUUCUCUCAGAAGCUGUCGCCAAUGCGAAGUCAGCGCAAAGUUUAUUGUGUGGCUCUAACAAAGAAGAUAGUACGUUUAAGGCAAUCCGCAAAGGGCUACGAUCUUUUUUUCGCUCAUCAGAAGACGCUGACGAAAUACCAAACACGGAGACAAUCGACAUGGACGUUCUGGAAAUCGACGAAACUGAAAAGCUUCAAAUAGCGCUCGAGGCUGCUCUGAGAUCCAUCAUUGACCUUGGGGAUUACGCUGACCAUGUUGAAUCUUCGUGUUGUGUUACGAUACUAGAUAUCCAGCACCAACUGGAGGAAGGAACGCUUUUCGACCUAGGUCGCUGCGAAGAACUAAUCAACCUGUACCGACGGAUCGACUUUCACGAAAGCAUACGAUUGAGUCGUUUCGACGACGACCGCCGCACGGAGAUGGCGAAAGGAGUUUUGACGAGAUUGCUUCCGUAG